GUUUCAAGUCCAACAUUCAGAUGACAACGCGCUGCCGCCCGUUCCCGUAGCCGCCGCCAAUCCGCACCAUGGUCUCGCCGCCGCUCGCCUUGUUGCCGCUGGUCCUGUGGGCGUUGUCGGCGGGUCCGCCGGGCUGCGACGCCGGCAACAUCCUGGUCUUCCCCGUGGACGGGAGCCAUUGGAUCAACAUGAAGGUUCUUCUGGAGGAGCUCCACCAGCGAGGACACCGGCUGACGGUCGUCAGAUCCUCCAAGAGCAUCUACGUGCCCCAAAGCUCGCCGCUCUACACCGCCGUCACCAUCGACAUCGCCGGAAGAUGGGAGGAAUUUUUUCAAUUUAUACAGGAGCUCAUUAAGGGCCUCCGAGAAGGACACUGGAUGCACCGCAAGUUCGCCAACUUCAUCUACCGGUCCCACUCCGCGUGGGCCGCCGGCCUCUCCGAGCUCCUGGAUGACGAGGAGAAGAUUCAGAGUUUACGAGACUCCCGCUUCGACCUGGUCCUGACCGACCCGGCCAUCACCGCCGGCGUGAUUCUGGCCAAGUACUUGGACCUUCCUCUCGUGCUGAACGUCCGCUGGAUCCCAGGCGGCGAGGGCCACUUCGCCGUGGCCCCGUCGCCCCUGUCCUACGUCCCCGUGACGGGCUCGGGCCUGACGGACGAAAUGAACUUCUUCCAGAGGGUGAAGAACGUCUUCUUCUACGUCCUGGUCACCCUCCAGCGGAAAAUCCUGAUGGAUCCCAUCUACAGCGCCCUCUGCGAGAAGCACAUCCGGGGCGGUUGCGACAUCACCUCGCUCCUCCAACAGGCCGACAUUUGGCUCUUCCGCAGCGAUUUCGUCUUUGACUUCCCGCGGCCCACCGUGCCCAACGUGAUCUACAUCGGGGGCUUCCAGUGCCGGGCCGGCCGCCCGCUGCCCGCGCACCUGGAGGACUUUGUCCAGAGCGCCGGCGAGCACGGCGUGGUCGUCAUGAGUCUCGGCAGUCUGGUGGGCGCUCUGCCCGAGCGCGAAGCCGAGGAAAUCGCCGCCGUCUUCGCCAGGUUGCCACAGAAGGUGAUUUGGCGUCACAGGGGCCCUCGGCCGGCCGCGCUGGGCAACAACACCUUGCUGGUGGACUGGAUGCCCCAAAAGGAUCUCCUGGCCCACCCGCAGACCAAAGUCUUUGUGGCUCACGGGGGGACCAACGGACUCCAGGAGGCCAUCUUCUACGGCGUCCCCGUGCUGGGCAUCCCGCUCUUCUUUGACCAGUUUGACAACCUGCUGCGCUUGGAGCGCCGAGGGGCCGCCAAGCUGCUGGAGUUGGCCCACCUGGCCCGAGGAUUCGAGGCCGGCCUCAAGGAGGUCCUGGGCCGGGACGACUACCGGCGAAACAUGCGGAGGCUGUCGGAACUGCACCGCGACCAGCCCGUGAGUCCCAUGGACCGGGCCGUCUUCUGGGUGGAGUACGUGAUGCGGCACAAGGGGGCGCGGCACUUGCGCAUCCGGGCCAACGAGAUGCCCUGGUACGCGUACUACGGCGUCGACGUGGCCCUGCUGCUGGCGGCCCUUGCGGCCGCGCCGGCGUUGAUCGCCGUGGCUCUCGUCAGGCUCCUCUGCUGCAAAAAGACCAGAAAAGACAAAGCGAAACAACAGUAG
Hippocampus zosterae (dwarf seahorse) is the source of this 1634-nucleotide messenger RNA. RefSeq names its product UDP-glucuronosyltransferase 1A1-like. The coding region runs from base 69 to 1634 and encodes 521 amino acids. The record is from RefSeq and is a predicted model, not a curated record. Gene Ontology annotation, molecular function: UDP-glycosyltransferase activity. Lineage: Eukaryota; Metazoa; Chordata; Actinopteri; Syngnathiformes; Syngnathidae. The transcript is spliced from 4 exons.